AUCGAGUCAGAUGUCGGAUGUCAAGAUUGCUAAAUAUUGUAAAUAUUGACAAAAACACAACACCAACACACAAACAGUUGUUUUUUUAAGGUUUUGAAGUUGUAAAUUUGUGAUUCAUAAUUCUAACGUGUUUUAUAAAUCAUUCAUAGAAUUUGGUUCAGAAAAUGGAUCAACUUUCUUCAGAGAAAAGGUUGUCCCUUGCAUAUCUGAUAUGUGUAAUUACAGGAGGUAUUUCUAGCAUAUCAACAGGAAUUGCAUGGAAUCACUGGUACAAAACUUUGGAUCAAUGUAUUGAUAAAAACUGUAGCUGCAUUAUAUAUGGACAACAUACUAUGAGCGUUUUUCUUGGUGGUGGACAAUCACCCUGUAUAUGGGUUACAUUUGGACCAUUGAUUUACAUACUUUUUGCCAUAGCAUUGUUAUGUUUUCAUGGCUAUAGAGUCUUAUUUACAACUAAAUCUCCAAGUGGCAGAUCUACAAGAACAAUGUUAGCUAAAUUAGAUACUGGAGAAUCGGUGCAAAUAGAAGCUAUCUCACAGGAAGUGACCAGCCACUUACCUACAUCAUAUUGGGCCACUGUUUCAGCUUUAUCUCUACUUUUCUUUAUUUAUUCAUUGGUACACUUUGCCAUUUAUUUAGAUGGUUACUACCAGACAUGUCAUCAGUACCGUUCUACUUUAGAAAAACUACUAAGGCUACAUGGAUCAGUUUUACCAGUGCUUUACAAUCGAUUAGGAUGUCAAGGAGUUUUUGACUUCAUGGAUUAUAUGCAACCAGAUUCAGGUAGAGCCUACCGGGAUGGUAUUAUAAAUACAGGUUUGUGCCUUAUAUUUGGCAUUUCUGGAGCCUGUAUUAACUGGAUUUCUUUCUUAUUAGCUAGUUUUAUUAAUAUUAGAGUAACAAUGUUUAAUAAUACAGAAAUGUAAAAUCAAUAGAAUUAGGACAUUGGGGGCAACACCAUAUUAUAAAUUUUAAUUCAAAAACAAAGCUGAAAAUGGCAGCUGUGGUACAAACUUGAUGGUGUUCUAGAAGUUAAUUGAAUUUCUUUUUAAAUCUUAUCCAUCCAUAAAAUAUUUUGCAUUUAUUUUGACUGAUAUAUUCACCUUAUUAAAAUUUAAGUACAAAUUUUGAUGGUUAGUAUUUUAGGAAUCAAAUUUUUUUAAUAUAAUAUUUUUAAGUAAUUUUAUAGGUGCAGGUAUUUUUUAUAUGUAUCAGAUACAUUAUUGAAUUGCUUUUUAUGUAUUUUUUUUUAAUAUAAUGUAAAGUAUUAUUUGUAUAUAGGUAUCGAAAUAUUUGAUUGAUUUUUUUUUAAAUAUAAGGUAAUUUUUAAUUUGCUGUUAGUGGAUAUAACAUAAUUCAGGAAAAAUAUGAAAAUAUAGUUUAAAAAAAGAAUUACUGAUAUGUAAUGUUUACUAUCAACUUAAAAUCAGGGAAAAAUCAUUUAAGGUGCAACUAAGAGGGAAAGCCCACUCACGCGACAUGUCGCGCGCGGCAAUACUUUUGAUGUUUUUAAAUGACCACGCGACAGAACCGCAUUAAUGGGCUU
Molecule: messenger RNA, 1546 nt
Organism: Psylliodes chrysocephalus
Lineage: Eukaryota; Metazoa; Arthropoda; Insecta; Coleoptera; Chrysomelidae
Source: the annotation of a GenBank genome assembly